This is a messenger RNA of Plutella xylostella (diamondback moth), 1904 nucleotides long. RefSeq names its product ecdysone oxidase. Gene Ontology annotation, molecular function: flavin adenine dinucleotide binding; oxidoreductase activity, acting on CH-OH group of donors. Lineage: Eukaryota; Metazoa; Arthropoda; Insecta; Lepidoptera; Plutellidae. The record is from RefSeq and is a predicted model, not a curated record.
AGGUGUUUGACUUCAUAGUGGUGGGUGCAGGAUCAGCUGGCGCUGUCAUGGCGAGCAGACUGAGUGAAGUGCCCGAGUGGCGCGUACUACUGCUGGAGGCUGGUGGGGACCCUCCUGAGGCCAGCGUGGUGCCAGGUCGCGUGGGAGAGCUGAAGCACUCAGCGAGCGAUUGGGGCUACCGGCGCGCGGACGACGGGGUGUCGGCGCGGGCGCAGAGGCGGGCGGGCGCGGGGGCGGCGGCGGGCGCGGGGGCGGCGGCGGGCGCGGGGGCGGCGGCGGGCGCGGGGGCGGCGGCGGGCGCGGGGCGGGGGCUGGGCGGCACCUCCGCCGUCAACCACAUGAUCUACACCAGGGGUCACCCGGAAGACUACAAUUCUUGGGAGCGCGACGGCCUCUCCGGCUGGUCCUGGGACCAGGUCCGGCCCUACUUCCUCAAGAGCGAACAUCUGCAGGAUGACGUCAUCAUGAACAGCAAGACUCUGUCCGCGCACCACAACUACACCGGCCCCAUGAGAGUCACCAGGGAGAGGACGAGCGAUGCUAAUUCAAAACACAAAGUAGACAUUUUACUGGAUGCCAUGAAUGAUAUUGGUAUAAAACGAAUAGUAGACUACAACGGGCCGGAUCAGUUCGGCAUAUCGCACGCGUACUCGACGCACUCGCGGCCGCGCGCCGAGCGGUCCAGCACCGCGCAGGCGUUCCUCGCCGCCGCCGCCGCCGCCGCCCGCGCCAACCUGCACGUGCUGAGACACACCACCGCCACCAGGAUACUCACCAACAUCUACCACGCCGCAGUGGGCGUGGAGGCCGUCCUCAACAACCGCACCAUCAGAUUCUACGCCUCAGUGGAAGUGAUCUGUUCUGCCGGAGUUUACAACAGUCCUAAGUUGCUGCUUGCGUCGGGAGUGGGGCGGGAGAGCGAGCUGGAGGCGCUGGGUCUAUACCCGGUGGCCGAGCUGCCCGUGGGCCGCCUGCUGGAGCGCCCGGCGGCGCCGCUGCUGCUCGCCGGCGCGCCCUCGCGGCACCACUACUGCACCUACCUCCCAACCUACUCACCCGAUUAUCUACCUUACCCUGAGACGAUUGGCUUCUUCUCGAUUAACGACCAUAGCCGACCAGAGUUUGAAAUAAUAGGUUUAUAUUUCAAUCAAUCGUCUCCCCUAAUCAUCCCUUACUUUAACAACACCCUAUGCUACAACGAUGAAGUGGUUUUCUCGAUACUCGAAAAGAAUUACGAACACGAACUGUUUGUAGUGAACAUCGUCCUGCUGCACCCGAAGUCUACGGGAAGAGUGGAGAUCACGGCAGUGGGUGUGGACGACGCCCCCGUCAUCCACACGGGACUGUUCUCCGACCGCGAGGACUUAGUUACGAUGCGAGAAGGGUUGAAACACAUGGUCAGGCUGACAGAGACGGAAUACUUCAAGGACGUGCAGUCGGAGGCGGUCCGGGUGAAGCUGCCGCGCUGCGAGCACCUCGAGUUCAUGAGCGACGCGUACUGGGAGUGCUACGCGCUGGAGCUGGGCGCGGCGGCGGGGGACGCGGGGGGCUCGUGCGGCGCGGGGGGCGCGGGGGUCGCGGGGGACGCGGGGGGCGUGCUGGACGCGGCGCUGCGGGUGCGCGGGGUACGGCGACUGCGAGUGGUGGACGCGAGCGCGCUGCCGGCGCUGCCCAGCGCGAACCUCAACGCUCCUGUCAUCAUGAUGGCUGAGAAAAUUGCAGACGAAAUCAAAAAGGAGUAUAACAAAAUAUAGUUCUGUAUGUCAGUACCUUGUGUAAGUGAUAAGUAUUAUUAUGUGGUUGAGCAAUGAUACUGAUAAAUAGUAAACCUGUGUAAGUAAUAAUUAAUACCUAGAUAAUGUAAGUACAUACUUGAAUAAAAUAAAUACACAAUAAUGUAACGA